AUGGAUGAAAACCGACAUUUUGUAAAAGACAAUGAGAAGUCUCCUUUAACGGAAUUAGCUGUAGGUUUGGAAGAGGCUCUUUUAGCCUCACCAACACCCUGCAAUAGUGCGCCCCAACCUGGGACGAGCCGUGAAGAGGAGGGCACGUUUGCAGCCGAACCACAAUCGGAAACGAACCAGGGAGGGGAAAAGAAAAAGUUCGCUAGGCCUUAUAAGCUUAGUGGGGCAGCGGGGAAAAGGUACCGAAGGCUGAUAGCAGCUGAGAUAGGAGCCGAAGAGGCCCUCUCUCUCUGCCAGAAGCCUUGGGACGCAAUUCCUCUGCCCAAGCCUCCCCCAGUUCCGAAGGCGAAAAAACGCAGUCGGUCUGAGGAAGAGUCCCCCAAAGACCAGCCCAGGAAGACUGUGAAGCUGGCAACGGAGGAGAAGAAGCUCAGCUUCAGUGCCGUAGCUGGCUCCAUGCGUAUAGGAAUUCGCAAUUCGAAUCCUAUGAGUGUGGAGCAGAUGCGGCAGGUCCACCGGGCACUAACAUAG
Messenger RNA from Parnassius apollo (apollo), 531 nucleotides. Lineage: Eukaryota; Metazoa; Arthropoda; Insecta; Lepidoptera; Papilionidae. The record is from the annotation of a GenBank genome assembly.